Molecule: messenger RNA, 1314 nt
Organism: Cyprinodon tularosa
Lineage: Eukaryota; Metazoa; Chordata; Actinopteri; Cyprinodontiformes; Cyprinodontidae
Product: cilia- and flagella-associated protein 157-like
Cellular component (GO): cilium; ciliary basal body
Molecular function (GO): microtubule binding
Source: RefSeq, a predicted model, not a curated record
AUGCCUAGAAAGAAAGAGAGAAAAAGCGCCAAAAAGAAGAAAAAAAUGAACUCCGCGAGUCCUUUAACCAAAGCUGUCAUCGACGAUAAAGAAAAGAGUUUAUAUCAGAAGCAAAUUGCAUUUUUGAACGAGAAACUAGAAAGGUUUCAGAUCAAAUGUGCUGAACUGGAGAAGCAGAACAAAUUGCUAAUUUAUCAGUACAGCUCACUGAACACGGAGAAGAAGAAUGUUACAGAGUACCUGAAACACACACUCUCUGGGAAGGUGGACAAGGGUGAUGAUCUCCUGCAGUUUCUGGAGGCUCAACGUCAGGCUGCUGUCCAGGAGAAACAGUCCUUGCAGCUGAAACACGACAAACUGAGGCAGGAACUAGACGCCCAAAUUAAUGAACUUAAUGAAAAAAACGCAGUGCUCGUAAAGAAACUUGCUGAUUUGGAAGAGUUUCAGAGGCAAAAGCAUGAACUGAUGACAAAGCUUAAAAAUCUACAGAAGCAGCUGGAAUGCCAACAAGAAAAACACAAGGAUGAGAUCCACAGCCUGGAGAUGAAGGAUCUGCUGGAAAAGAGGAAGUUAAGGUUGGAGAUGGAAAGUGAAGUAGCAGCUAUGUCAUCCAAGGUCCAGCAUCUAGUGGAACAGAAGCUUCCAGAGAAGAUCAGGUCUGUGCUUCAGGAGAACACUGAGCUGAAGACUCGUCUCAGCAAGCUGUCAGAGGCGACAGAGUCCCUGCUGGAGGAGAACACGUCUCUGAGGGAACGCCGCAGACAGCUCAGCAUCGACAACGACAUCCUGGAGCAAACGGUCCGUGAGACGUCUCCGAUCAGCUGCGUCUGCAGGAAGGAGGUGCAGCAGCUUAGGGGAAAGUUUCAGCAGCUUCAGGAGGAUGUCAGUGAAAAGCAGCAGCAACUGGAUCAGCUUCAAACUGAGCACACACGAGUCCUGGCCGACAUGGAGGCACUAGAGUGGAGCAGUAGCCGGAUGGAAAGAAAUCAGCUGGAGUUCAAGCUGAAAGACGAGAGGAGGAGGAAGAACAGGAUGAGGAGCAUCAUGCAGGACGCAGUAGGGUUUCUCCUACAGGUGCUGAAGGAGGCUCCAACACAACAGACGAACGUGGACGCUGUCCCCCCGUGGAGGACGACUCUGCAGAACCUGCAGGAGCUGCUGAACCGACAAUCAAUCAGAGCUCCGUCUGCACAGAGAGAGCUGCAGAUAUCGGACCCAGAUUCAACACGAGCGGAGCGCCUGGAUCCAGAGAGGAGACAGUUCCAGAGCAGCAAGGAGGUGGAGGAAACGGACCUGAUCCUGGUGAGCGUCUGA